This is a messenger RNA of Protopolystoma xenopodis, 102 nucleotides long. The record is from the annotation of a GenBank genome assembly. Lineage: Eukaryota; Metazoa; Platyhelminthes; Monogenea; Polystomatidea; Polystomatidae.
AUGGCCCAGCGUCUCAUUGAUGUGCUUAAAACACUCUACACGGAGUUCCUUCGUGAAAGUUACCCUGGCUCUGAAAAGGUAUGUCGAAAAAAGUAUCUAUAA